Rosa chinensis is the source of this 1220-nucleotide messenger RNA. RefSeq lists its product as uncharacterized. Bases 394 to 1062 code for a protein of 222 amino acids. The transcript has 4 exons. Lineage: Eukaryota; Viridiplantae; Streptophyta; Magnoliopsida; Rosales; Rosaceae. The record is from RefSeq and is a predicted model, not a curated record.
UCCUCCCCAAAAUCACAAAGCCUACGCAAAACCCUAAAACCCAGACAAUCGAAUUCUUUUCAAACCUGGAAAAAUAUUCCCCAAUUGACAUUUAUUUGCUAAACCCUAAUCCGCAAAUUCACCAAUCUCUUGCUAAACCUAAAUCCCUACCCAGAUUCACAAUCUGCUAAACCCUAAUUCCCCACCCAAAAUCAAAGCCCCGUGGCCGAGAGACGUUCUGAGCGAAGGCGUGCCAGAGGCCAAUGUAUCCAGGAUACGAUCGAUGGCUUGGGAUGGAUAUUCUAUGAGGUUGUCAACUGGAAGAAUGAAUUGCUAUGGUAUCAAUCGGCGCCUAUCCUUCAAAAGUUGAAUAGGGAUGUCUUAGAUGAAGUAGCAUUUAGAUGGGCUAACAGUAUGGCUGUACCUCCCUUGGAUACAUACACUGUCAAAGUCAGGGAUAACAAAGCCUAUAUUCCGAGGGAAGGCUCUCGAAACGAUUCUUGGAACUACGCAAUUCGGUAUCGGGAUUUCAUUCUUUCUGUUUAUGGCCCUGCGGCAGAUAAUAGGCUUCUUGAGGACUUUUGUAGAAAGCUGAGUGACCCAACCCUCACACUGCUCAGAUUUCAGAAUUUGUAUUUCCAUAAACUUUUACAAAGCCGGGAGGAAAUCAAUGACUUCCCAGUAGUGGCGGUUGAAAACCUCCGGCUUAGGAAGUUUGAUUACAAUCGGAGAGAGUGCAAUUGGGAUGUAGCUUAUCGAUUUUGGGCAGAGGAGAAAUACCACAGGGAGAUUAAUCUUUUUGAAACUUGCAUAGAAAACAUUUAUGUGUGGAGAGCCUACAAUUACAGAAUUUACGGUGAUAAUCCCACAGAUGAAGCCGAGCUAGUGCGUAAUCUCAUCAUCCACUUCAACCAGUGCAGGAUGAAGGAUGUUCCCCCACCUGCAGAUUUCUUUGAUAAAAAUCAAAUUGGAGAAGUGGUAUUUGACCUCUUUCCUAAUAUUGGUUCCAGCCUCUUUGAUUUCAUGUACGAACGUGGAGUUUAUAUGGACUUCACAGCACUUCGUACAUUUUACAGAGAAUAAGCCUGCAUUGUUGUACCAUUGUUGAGUAAUAGUUGCUAUUAAUUUGUUCCCCACUGCUGAGGAUACAAUAUCCUAGCUUGGAAUCAGAAAAAUAAAUACAAUUUUGGCGUUUUGACUCCUGAGCAUUUGUUGUUUUUAUUUAAAACAGCUGUUUGGUC